AUGGCUCAAAAUAUUAAUCCACACUACGCAUCAUCGUCAAAUCCAGCGAAACAAAAUGAAGAUACGAUAAAACUAAAAGAUAAUCAUGCUGUGAGCAAACGACUGCAAAAGGAAUUAAUGGAGUUGAUGCGCUGCGCUGACAAAGGUAUAUCUGCAUUCCCGGAGAGUGAGAACCUGUUCAAAUGGAUAGGCACAAUAAAUGGGCCUCAGGAUACAGUGUAUGCAGGCCACAAGUACAAACUAUCAUUAGAGUUCCCAAACUCAUAUCCAUAUGCCCCACCCAUGGUGAAGUUCAUCACUCCGUGCUUUCACCCUAAUGUAGAUACCUGCGGUUUAAUAUGUUUAGAUAUCUUGAAGGACAAGUGGACGGCUCUGUAUGAUGUCCGUACUGUGCUGCUGUCCAUCCAGAGCCUCCUAGCCGAGCCAAACACGCACAGUCCACUAAACCAGCAAGCAUCGUACCUGUGGCCAAACCAACCAGCGUAUAAGAAAUAUGUAGAUGAAUUUUACAAUAAGCACAGAGACUCAUAG
Messenger RNA from Spodoptera littoralis (African cotton leafworm), 531 nucleotides. The record is from the annotation of a GenBank genome assembly. Lineage: Eukaryota; Metazoa; Arthropoda; Insecta; Lepidoptera; Noctuidae.